AUGAUGACUGAUACUGAUGAUGUUAUUAAUGAAGAACGUCAAAUAAAUGAUGAUUAUAAAAUAUGGAAAAAAAAUUCAGCUUUUCUCUAUGAUUUAAUUAUGACACAUGCACUUGAAUGGCCUUCACUUACUGUUCAAUGGUUACCUCAUGUAACAAAACCUGAGGAUAGUAAAGAUUAUACAGUUCAUCGUCUUAUCCUUGGUACACAUACAUCGGAUGAACAAAAUCAUUUAGUUAUUGCAUGUGUACAAAUUCCAAAAGAUGGUACAAUAAAUGAUACAACUCAAUAUGAAUCAGAACGAGGAGAAUUUGGUGGUUUUGGUUUAUUUAAUGCUAAAAUUGAAAUUGAAUUAAAAAUAAAUCAUGAUGGUGAAGUUAAUCGUGCUCGUUAUAUGCCACAAAAUUCAUCACUUAUUGCAACAAAAUCUCCAUCAGCUGAAGUAUUAAUAUUUAAUUAUACGAAAUUAUCAAAUUUACCAAAAGAACAAUUGAUAGCAUUAAGUGCUGAUUCAUGUCCAGAAUUACGUUUACGUGGACAUACAAAAGAAGGUUAUGGUCUAUCAUGGAAUCCAAAUACAAGUGGACAUAUUUUAUCAGCAUCAGAUGAUCAUACAAUAUGUUUAUGGAAUAUUGAAAAACCACCAACAGAAGGAAAAUUUGUUGAUCCAUUAGCAAUUUUUUCUGGACAUCAAGCUGUUGUUGAAGAUGUUGCUUGGCAUUUAUUUCAUGAAACACUUUUUGGUUCUGUUGGUGAUGAUUGUAAAUUAAUGAUUUGGGAUACUCGUUCAUCAAAUUAUACAAAACCAUCUCAUGUUGUUGAUGCACAUGGUGCAGAAACGGUUGCACUUUGGGAUCUUCGAAAUCUUAAAUUAAAAUUACAUACAUUUGAAUCUCAUAAAGAUGAAAUAUUUCAAGUACAAUGGUCACAUCAUAAUGAAACAAUUCUUGCUUCAAGUGGUACAGAUAGACGUUUACAUGUUUGGGAUUUAAGUAAAAUUGGUGAAGAACAAACUAGUGAUGAUGCUGAAGAUGGUCCACCGGAAUUAUUAUUCAUUCAUGGUGGACAUACAGCAAAGAUUUCGGAUUUUUCAUGGAAUCCAAAUGAACCAUGGGUUAUUUGUUCAGUAUCAGAAGAUAAUAUUAUGCAAGUUUGGCAAAUGGCUGAAAAUAUCUAUACGGAAGAUGAAACUGAAGCAAAUUCUGUUGAUCUGGAAUAA
Messenger RNA from Rotaria sp. Silwood1, 1218 nucleotides. The record is from the annotation of a GenBank genome assembly. NCBI's taxonomy places the organism in Eukaryota, Metazoa, Rotifera, Eurotatoria, Philodinida, Philodinidae.